Messenger RNA from Ambispora leptoticha, 234 nucleotides. NCBI's taxonomy places the organism in Eukaryota, Fungi, Glomeromycota, Glomeromycetes, Archaeosporales, Ambisporaceae. The record is from the annotation of a GenBank genome assembly.
AUGAAUAGUUUCAAAAGUGAUGACGAGCCUUAUGAUUUCGAUGAGCCCAGACUCUUUGAAGACAUUAAUGUUGUCAAUUAUCAAAAAAAUCAACUCGUCGAAAGUACCAAAAAACUUUCACCGUCACCACCAUUGUUUCAACAACAACAGCAAACGUCAUUGACCCGUGAGACAGCAUAUCCGAUUUCUACAUUACAAUACCAGUUCAUCCGAUUCAAUGUUGAGAGAAUCGAA